Paramecium octaurelia is the source of this 1965-nucleotide messenger RNA. The record is from the annotation of a GenBank genome assembly. Lineage: Eukaryota; Ciliophora; Oligohymenophorea; Peniculida; Parameciidae.
AUGAAAACUAAGAUAGUGUCUUUAUUUCUGAAAAGAGAACAUUUAAUAUUACUAUCGAAAAUGCUACAGAUAACAGAUAAUACAACCGAUCAAGACAUACAAAUUUAAAAAAUCGAUUCGCAGAACCAAAAAUCUGAAAAUAGAAUUCUAAAAACAGAAAGGUGGCCAUAAUAAGAUUUGGACUACUUUCAGAAUAGUUUUCUGUAAAUAACAAAUUUAACAUUUUCCUUUUUCAAAUUUCACUUUCCAGCAAAUUCGGCUCUGUAAAUAAAAGAACAUAUAAAAUUUAUUCAUGUUGUAAAGCAAAUCAAUUUUGGUGGAGUCACAAUUGAAGAAGUCUUUAAAUAAUAAAGAGUAAACUAUUAUUUUGUAAAGUAGACUCGUCUCAAUCUAGAAGUAGCCAAAAUUACAAAGUCUGUAAAACUUAUAGAUGAACCAAUCAUGCCAAAACUUAUGAAUUCCAAAAUAGAUCUAGCCUACAUUUAAACCAUUUAGGAUAAGUAUUUCUUUCCCAAAAACAAUGAUUUCAUGACACCCUACUUGAUCCUGAAUUUAAAACCCCACAUUCCAAAAACAACUGUAAGAUAUUAAAACAAAGAACUUUAAUAAAGCAUUACAAGUUUAGAAGACAUUCCACCAUUUCAAUUCAUGAAUACCAAUCUUAUCCAACCAAUACUAAACUAUGAAUCUUUAAAAAAUGGCUUUGAAUAUAAAUUCAAUAAACUUCUGUAAAGGAAUUCAUUAGUCUAAUGUACAAUUAAAAGAUAUUCACACAAAAUCAAAUAAUUUGAAAUCAAAUCUGAAGAUGCUCACAUUGAAGAUUCCCUCAGAGAAAUUAAAAAACUGUUUUAUUCCUAAAUUAAAUAAUUAUGCGAUAAUAAAAUGCCAUCAACUUUAUUAGAUUCUAAUCUUAAAUUUCUACAACCAAAAAAUUGUGAAGAUCCUUCUUGUAAAUUUACACCUAUUUAAACCAUUAAAGAUUUUGAGUCUCUUUUAUUCAAUCAAAUUAAAGAAGAAGAAGAAUCUCAAGAAAUUGUACUUCAUACUAAUUUUAAUGAAUAAACAUCCGAAAGAAAACCUCUAGAUUUUAGAUAAACUCCAAAGCUAUUAUCAUUAAACAUAUCACAAAAAUUCCUUUAAGACUCCACAAUGAAAUAGUUUGAAUCAUAACAACAGUCUGAAAAUGAAUCAAUUAAUAAGCUAGAGGCCAGAUUAAUCAAGCCAUCCCUGAAAUCAUUGGAUCUAAAGUAGUCUGAACUCUUAAAUUAAAGCACUAAUAGGCAUCAAAGAAAACUGCACAAUUCAAAACUUCAAGAACAAAAUGAUAAAUCAUAAUCAAAUCAUAAGUUUUUCAAUAUACCCCUUUAAACUAUCGAACCUCCGAAUCCAUAAACUGAAUCAUAAGCCACAGAAAUUUCUAAAUCCAUAUUUACGAAUAGAAACCUUUAAUAAAAGUCUUUGGAUAGAAUUACUUUAAAGCCGAUAGCUUAUUAAACAGCAAGAAUGAAAGAAAUUAGAGAUUCUAAUAAAGAUAAAAAGGAGACAUCUUUUCCGUAUAUCAAAGAGUCUCUUCCUAUUAUAGGUUUAAAUGUGAAUGAUUCUGAACAAUAAAGAUUGAAAGAAUGUGAGUCCAAAUUUUCAUAACAAGGUAGCUUAUAAAAGAGGAUGUAAACUAAUGAAAAAGAAGAAAACUCAGUAAAAGAGAUAUUAUUAUUCUAAAAAAAAAAUUGUAAUCUGAAGAAUCAAUUGUAACAUUAAUUGAUUUUGCUUACUCGAUCUGAGUAAAUAUUAACCACUUUGAUGUCAAAUGGAUAAAUUAGAGGAACAGAACUCUAUUAAUAAUUAUUAUAGCCUAUUAAAGUUAAUUCUAGUGCUAAAUUCUUAACUCCAAAAAGUAAUAAUCUAAUAUCAAGAACGAAAUUUAAAAAAAUACAACAAGAGAGCAAAAUGUUCAGCCUUAAAUGA